Messenger RNA from Motacilla alba alba, 8714 nucleotides. RefSeq names its product transmembrane channel like 5 (gene TMC5). Gene Ontology annotation, cellular component: plasma membrane. Gene Ontology annotation, molecular function: mechanosensitive monoatomic ion channel activity. The coding region runs from base 5340 to 7949 and encodes 869 amino acids. The record is from RefSeq and is a predicted model, not a curated record. The transcript is spliced from 22 exons. NCBI's taxonomy places the organism in Eukaryota, Metazoa, Chordata, Aves, Passeriformes, Motacillidae.
GGUAAUGUUGGUUAAUAGACAUAAAAAGCUUGUUUUGCAAAGUAAGAUUUAGUCCUGCUAAAUGCAGAGAACGUACCAGUCUGCAAUUUGGAAAUUUAGUCACAAGACUGAGUUGCACUGAUAAGAAAUUAUUCUUGCUUCAGCCUUUUUUUCCACAUAAUGGUCACAAUAUGAGCUAGGUAAUGUUUUUCAAGGGUUAAAGAAAUAAUGUAGAGUUCUGUUUCUUAUUCUUGCUAGCCCUGCCUCUCUCUGCCAGGUAUAUUGUUCUUGCUCUUCAGCUCUCUCUAUUUUUAGUAGUUGUAUAUCUCAGUGCUUAUGAUUUUACCGAUGAAUUAAGUUUGCCCUUGUGGUCAGAUUUAGGAGAAUAAAAGCAACAAAGCAGCAAAGACAGAGAGUUGCUCUCAAAGGAACCUUCAGGUAAAGGAUUAGAUCAUUCAAAGUUAGUCACUUGUACUUCAGUCCACAGGAAUUGGAUCUGUGGGGCCUUUUGGGUGGAGAAGCAGGGAUGUGUGUGGUAGAUUAGGGAGAGUACUAUGAAUUUCACAGAAUUAAUGAAGUGUCUGAACUUUCACCCACUCCCUUUACUGUAUGUGCCUCCACUUAAUAACACUUUACUGGACACUAACAUUUAAUUACAUAUUGUAACAAUUUUCUAGGUGUUUCUGGAGCAUUUUUUAAUGCAGUUUUCUAAACUCAGGUGAAGAGGCAGAAACCUGUCUGAGACACUGCAUACACAGAGUACCUGGCAGUCCUUCCCCAAAAACCUUGUCUAAGCAACCACAGGUGAUACAAAGGAUUUAACUUGCAAAGAAAGUGAAUGUGAUGAAAAUCUGUAGUCUUACUAUAUUGUGAGGGAAUUACCAGAGGAAUGUUAAAUGGAAGGGAUGAGGCAAAAAAGUGAGUAGGUGCAGAAAGAUGGAUAAAGAGUAAAUAAGGAGCAGAGCUCAUGAUGCUGAAGAGCAGCUAGAAGCAAACAGACACUUUUCUGCUUCCUUCUGCCUGGCUGCUCUCUAGACCCCACUCUUACAGGAACAGCUGAGGGAUGGGCAGAGUGGGAUCUGGGUUCUGGUAGGUGCCCUUGCACUACAGGAGUACAAAGUAAAUCCAUUUGGGCUCCAGACCCAACAAGCUGUUGGGAGACAGCAGCAUGGUGGCUGUGAGGGGGAUGCUGUCACUCUCUCUUCCCAAUUUGUUCAUCUCUCCCUAUGCAAUAGUAAGCAAAUGAGCCUUUAGUGCUGCUGCAUGUCAUCUGUAGAAGAUCUCUUGUAGCAGAGGCACAAUUUAGGUUGCAUAUAUUGAAUUCAAGGUCUAAAAUAGCAGAAUUGAUGUUGGUUUUUGUAAUGGACCCUGCUGACCUCAAUAAAACCACAAAGGGAGGCCUGUAGGAAGUGGUGUUUGUUGGUGCUGGUUGGGUACUUUGGCAAGAUGCAGUAAAGAUAAGUGGCUUUUGCUUCCGUGUGUGAUUCACGCUGGUUCCAUUGCUAAUACAUCAUUUAGAGGUGAGGUUUUUCCCAGUGUAGUGUUUGAUCAGUGUCAGUACACAGGCCCUUUAGAUUUUCUGAGAGGCUUUCCUGGUCUGCUGCAGAAGUGUAGGGACUAAGACAGUGGAAUGGUAGUGAUCAGUACUGGAAUCCAGCUGCUGAUGCAGAAUGUAGAACUCCAGCUUGCCUCUCAAACUCGCUCUUGGCUUCCAGAAAUUGGUCUGGUUCUUUAUCAUCAUGAUGUGUGGAACAUGUUGAACAGGACAGGCAUUCAUGAAUAGAACGUGGGUAAUGGUGAAGUUCUGUGCAGUCAUACCCUACAAAACUAAACAAUCAUUAUGGAAAAAGAGCACAUCCAGCCCUCUGAAUCACUUCUUCCAUGAGUUCUAUUCCCUUCAUUCAACAUUUUAAAGUUAUCUAUGAUGCAGUUCUGCAUUCCCUGUUUUUAUUCCACUUCAAGAUGUGUGCAAAUAGGAUUUACUUAAUGAAAUCUUUUUUUACUGAGGGAUUACAGGUAAGGAGCUUGAAGAUCUAAAUGGCUUUCCUGAAACUUGAUGCCAGGACAAAGUGCUAUUUUGGCAAGACAUUCAUGUUUAUUAUAUUGUACACUAUUAUAUAGACACUAGGAUUACUGAUUAUAGCAGAACAUUACCUGCACGGGAAGAGAUGAAACUAACCUGGAAUGUUUUGUCAAGGCUGCUGAUCUGUGACUUGAAGGCAGUUAUUUUUCUGGGAGGUGAUUCAGAAGUAUGAGUCUGUCCAGCUUGGAGUUUCCUGGUCUGUAUCAUUACAGGGUUGAACGAUUUAAGCAGAAAGCACCUGCCCUCCGCAGAUCUUCUAACUUAUUUACAUAUCAGUGGUCAUUAAACCCACUGACUCCUUCUGUACUCCAGAAAAGGUGCACAGGAUUUGUUUGUUUCAGCAAGAUAAGUUGCUUGCUGAAAUCCAAAAUUGUAACCCACAAGUGGACACCACUCUGCAAAGGGAAGAUUUGUCAAGAUCCCGCUUUCUGUCUUUCACAAAUAACCCCUGUCUUCCAGCUAUUUUUUUUUCCUUCUAAAUAAUUUUUUAAAGGGGAAACUAAGUCUAAAUGUCCUAUCUUUUCCUAGAACUAUGGUUUGCUGCAUUCCGUCAUAGGGUGAAAAGAGGAAAGAGAUGGUUUAAUUUGAGCAUUACCUGCUUUGAGUUCUUUCCAGUGAGCUGUGACUGGUCAGAAAUGUAUAAACUGCCAGACUUGAAUUUGCCUCAGCAUACAUGGAACAUUUACUUCAAGUCAUUAAAACUCUGUGAGUGGAGAAAAAACUGUAUUUUCAGAUGCUGGGUUCAGUGUUGGACUGUAAAUAGCCCUGUGGAUUUUCAUAGUGAUCCUGGCAUGCAGUGCAUCACAAGACUCAAAGAAAACAAAGUGCAUAAAACAGAGCCAACAGAGAAUCUGUCUUGGGCUUUUUUGAGUUUCUGAGGAAGCCUUUAUGGAUAAGCCUCGAGAUCUCUCAAAUGAGUGAGAGAAAGAAAUGCUGGGUAGAUUUUCCAGCCAGGCUGAUCGGUUUCUUCUGGUUGGUUGAUGUCAGCAAGCUGGUUGAUAUGGAUGGCUGAUGCUUUCUGCCAGCUUGCUUCUGGGUAAUGCUGAGUCUGCACAACCCAUACACUUCCAUCCAAAUGUCUGUGCUCUCUACAGCUCCCGUGAAGACCGGGCAAGUUGGCAAACUGUUUAGAUCAGUGCUCAGCUUUCCAGCUGCCCUGCUGGCAAGCUUCCCAGCUUUUUGGAUAGCUGAGUCCGAGAGAGUUAGGUUCCUGGGAAACCAGUUAAAAAAAUAGAAAAAUGUAAUUUUGCACACUCUUCAAAGGGAAUUGUCUCAGAAUUUUCUUCCCCUGAGAAAGUAAUGUUUCCCUCUUCAGCUUUUCAUUGCAGUUUGAAAUAUAAACCACAUUUAUAGGAGAUGUUUAGUUUUCCAAGCAGGUCUUUGUAGAAGACCAUGAUAAUCUGUUUCAAGAAUCAUUCCCAUGCUUUAAAAUAGAAUAUAGGGACAGAAUGUACUAAUUCCUGAAGGGUUUGUUCAGAAAUUCAGAUAUAUUCUGAGCUAGUUCUCAAAAGAUCACCAAGAGCUAAGUGGUUCCUGUCAAAGGAAAUCUACCUCUUCAGGAGAUUUAAGCUUCUCAUGACUUUUAAGUAAGAGCCUUGGAUUUCUUUUAUGUAAGAGCUUUGGAUUCACGGGGCAUUUUUUAAGUUUUUUUUUGGAGAUGAGGAAAGAAGGCUUUGCUAACUACUCUUGUGCUUCAUGAAAGCCUCACUCUGUCUCUGCAGGUGUGAAAUUGUCACCUGAAGAGACACAAGUGUCACUUGGGAGAGACUGUUUAUGGUUUCUUUUUGGCAGCAAUCACAGCCGUUGUGUGCAGCAGCAGGGGUGAUGCACUGUGUGUCCCCAUUGCCUGGUGUGCUUUUACUGGAUGUGCUGAGUAGCUGGGCCUCAGAGCACCCUUCCUCAUGCUGUAAUCAAAGUCUAGUCAGUGUUCUGACUAAAAUAUUGGACUUUGAAUUCAAUCAAUCCCUCGUGUUUGUAAGCAUAAUUCUGCAAGUCAGGGUGCAAAACCUGGGCAGUGUUUUACAACUGCAUCACACUGCUAGAUUUUAGACUGUGUUCCAAGCUCUUAAGGCGUGUAAAUGACACAGCAGUAAUUUAAGAGCUUCUUUUGGCAGAAUAAGAUUUUGAAAAGCCCUCAGAAACAAGACACUGUAAAAUUAUUCAUUUUGAAGCUACUUUUCAUAUAAUACUUCCUUUGCUACAGUAAUAAUCACUAAUAAAAUCCACUGCAAAUGAAAAAGUUUGUUGAGACUCUACUGUUAAAUGAGAUUCAGCUCUGCUUUUUUAGGAAUGCCCAAAAUAAAAAUAGGUUCCAACGGAUUUUACCAGCUGUGCCCUUUAUCGUUUAUUUUUCCCUUCCCUGCUGUGGAAUAGCUUGCCAGCUUAGGAAACUUGCAUGGUGCCUUUAAGAAGAAAUGCUAAAAAUAGUUUCCUUUUUUAUUUUGAGUAUGAUUUUUGAUUAAUUGCAAGAACUGCCUGCUUAAUUUGGAUUCUCUUUUUCUAACGUAACAUUCCCUUUUUAUUUGCUCAUGAGGACUUCCAUUCAAUAAAUUCUGACUAAGCCUGGCUUGUUUAAGACUAAAAUGGAGCUCUGAAUGACUGUUUAAGACUAAAAUGGAGCACUCCGUGAGAAAUCUAAACCCAGGCCUGUUUAAAGGAUUGAGGCAUUAAGCCAUUAGAAGAGCCCUCAUUAAGAAUGAGCCUCUAGAUGUUGUGAGCUCUGUACAAAGCCACGGUCCCUCAGGCCCCUAUUCACAACUAGGGCUCAGAGAUGCUCUGCUAGCAAGGAACAGGGCAGGCUUCAUUUCCUCUUUCAUUUUGGAAAUGGAGUUAAUUUUUUUGAGAAAAUUUGUGCUUUUGGCUUUUGCUGUUUAAGGAGGAGAGAGAGACCUUUAUUUUUUUCUUAAUGUUUUGACAUGCCUUCUAAAGCCUGGCCUCAUUAGUGUUGGGAAAGCUUCCAUGGCCCUGCAGUUCUGUAGGUUUGGAGACAGCUAACUAGAGAAACAUGAGUUUCUAUUUGACCUGCAACUUCUGGUGGACCCUGAUUUCCCAGUGGUGAGGUGAUGAAGUUACAACCACAGCUGAUUUAUACUGUUUCAUGUUAUUUGUUAGUAGAAUCUUCUAAAUUGCUAAAAUGGAUUUCCUUCCUUUUAAUUUUUAUGCACCUGCAUCUGUUUUGUAAUCAGGUCUGUAAUCAGUCUUCCUUUUAACAUAUUAAAGUUAAAAGCAGUAGAGACAAAAAUAAGGAAGAUUUCAUCCUUCAAACCAAGGACUUGUCAUGUCUUAUCAUUACAAUGAAGCCUUUGAAAAUCCAGACUACCACUUCUCAGAGACAUUGGAAAUUGAUAGAAGGGGGAGUUCUCAAAGGAAUCCAUUCUCUCACCAAACUCCUCAUGAUUCAUCUCUGUAUGAUCACUAUGGAGAGCAGAGAGGGAGGGAGCAGAACUACCCCGUGGCCAUCCCAAUGGCUUCCCUGGGACCUGGCUCUGCCUACAGCCAGGAUUUACCCAGCACAACUGCACAUGGAUAUUUCACAGACAAUCUUUCCUUUGAGCCUGAACCAGAACUGACUUACACCCCACAUUCUACCUCCCAUAUGCUGGAUUAUCCCUACACUCAUGGAAUUUCCAGUGGAUCAGAAGACAGCUUCAUUCGGAGACGCAACCGAAGACCACCCGAUGAGAUCUUUGUGACUUCUUCCAGCAUGCUUGAAACAGAUCCCGCCUGCAGGGAAGAGGAAGAUUUAGUUAGAAGUCUUGCAAGUAUGUCCAGCAGUGAAAGGAUUAAAGCAAUCCAGAAGAUGCCAGAGACCAUGAAAAAAAAGAGAGAGAUCAGAAACAAAGUUCUUAAUGAAAUAACCAAGAAAUCAAGGCAUCGUGGUGCCCAGUGUACACAGUGUCUGCAGGGAGCAGCAGUGUCAUUUCGGCGGUUUGGAAAUACCCUUUCAGAAUAUUUUCACCAACUGCGGCCAUGGCACAAGACUCUGAAGAUCAUUGGUGCUGAGUUUGGAACAAGUGUUCUUUCUUAUUUUGUUUUCUUGAAGUGGCUGCUAAAUUUUAACAUCUUCUCAUUCCUCAUAAACUUUGGUUUCAUCACAAUUCCUCAGUUUCUUGCAGCAGAACCAAAUAACCUUUCAUUCACGGGCCUGGAGCUGUUCACUGGAGCUGGUUAUUUUCAAAAAACAGUGCUCUACUAUGGCUUUUACACCAAUGCUACAAUCAGUAAAGUGGAGAAUGGUCCAUCUUACAACAUGCAGCUGGCCUACAUUUUCACUGUUGGAACAUAUUUUGUCAUCUGUUUUCUUAUCUUGUUGUUCAGCAUGGCAAGAUUCUUCUCCAGGAACUUUGUUAACCUUAAGGCAUUCUCUGUGAAUGCCAGCAAGCUGCUCUGCACUUGGGACUUCAAUAUAACUAAUGAAAAAGCUGUGAAGCUGCAACAAAAGAAUCUCUACACACAAAUAAAGGAAGGUCUCACUGAAGUAAACAAAGAAGUUCUAAAUUUUUCUGUGAUGGAGAGAGUUGUUCGUAUUGCUUUUCAUCUCCUUGCUUGGGUGGUUUCCCUGGGAACAGCAGUAGCUGCUUGUACUGGUGUUUACUUCCUCUCCAUUAAUAACCUCAAGCUGUUUAUGAAAGGGUACAGAAAUGAUCUAGAGAGACAAACUGCCAUGCUGGUGCUACCUGUGAUUGUAUCUCUCCUCAACACAUUGAUCCCAUUCUUCUUCUCCUGGCUUGGGCACCUGGAGAAGUUUCAGACUCCUGGACAGCACAUAUAUGUCACUAUCACCAGAAAUACCAUCCUGAAAAUGUCAAUUGUUGGAAUACUGUGCUACUACUGGCUGGACAUCGUGGCUGCCUCAGAGUCAGAGUGCUGGGAAACUUUGGUUGGCCAAGAUAUCUAUCGUCUUGUUCUAGUUGACUUCAUAUUUUGUUUGCUUGGCUCCUUCUUUGGAGAGUUUUUACGAAGAAUUAUUGGGACUACAGUCUGUGUGAGCCUGGGGCUGCCAGAAUUUGAUAUUGGACGCAAUGUUUUAGAUUUGAUCUAUGCACAGACUUUGACCUGGAUUGGUAUCCUGUUCUCACCUCUGUUGCCUGGUAUCCAGAUGAUAGCAUUUUUGAUACUAUUUUUUGUGAAAAAGGUCAGUCUGAUGAGGAAUUGCCAGCCCCCUCGCAAAGUCUGGAGGACUGCUCAAAUGAUGACAUCCUUCAUUUUCCUGCUGUUUUGUCCUUCCUUCAUUGGAGUCCUGUCUGUCAUUGGAGUCACUGUCUGGAGGUUAAAACCUUCAGAAGAAUGUGGUCCUUUCAGAGGUUUGCCUUCCAUGUAUGCUGCAGUUGCUGAGUGGAUACAAAUACUGGAAAGUUACACUGCCUCACAAUGGGUAGUGUGGAUCUACCAUAAUUUAAUUGCAAGUGAACUUUUCUUCUUCAUCAUCUCUAGUUUUGUACUAAUUGUUACUUAUCUUUACUGGGAAAUAAUGCAAGGAAGAAAGACCAUGAUCAAACUCUUACAUGAGCAAAUUGAAAAUGCAGGAAAAGAUAAGGUAUUUCUACGCAAAGAGCUCCGAGCACUGCAAAGGGCAAAGAGGAGCUCGUCUGCCCUGGGAGGAAGAGGCCAGCAGAGAAGCUCCUCUUCAUACCACCCAUCCAUGCACCCUGACCAGGAGGUGCCAGGCUACCCAGAAAGGGCAUUUGACAGAAACCAAAACACAUCCUACGAUGAGCAUCCCUUUUCUGUUGGGAUCUCAAGCAGCAGUGACUUUCCACCAGGCGGGGAGCACAGCCCCGGCCCCGGCUCCAGCCCCGGCUCCAGCCGGGCCCUGGCGCUCGCCCUGCUCGCCCGGGCAGCGGCGCUGGCGGAGGACAGCGAUGGCAGCGGCGGAUGGCAGCCCUGAGCCGGCACGGGCAGCACCGAGUGCCCGCACUGCCCGCAGGAAGCAAUCCUCUCUGGCACUAGUGGCUAAAAGAAUCUCUCAAACGUCUAUCUGACGUCUAAAUGGAAGGAGAAAAUAGAAGAACAAGUUGCAAAAUGCGUCAGGACUUGGGUAUUUUACUGAGGUAGGGAAUAUCCACCUGUUGGGGCUGUUCUGCAGCAGUGGUGUUUGGUGACAGCCUUGCCCCAGGACUGGCAUCACCUCGAUGUAGUGAGGCUCCCUCCACAGCUGACUGUGUGUUGUUGACUAAAUAUAAGGGAACUUGUGCCUAACUGUAAAUAAAAGUUUUGUUUAAAAAUAUUUUUCUAACUGUUACAUUGUUUUACCUGUUUUAUCAGCUUUUAUCUGAAGCAUUGGUCAAAUAAACAGAAGUAUAUUAAAGUGCAGUUGUUUUUAAUGACUGAGACAUUGCAAUGGCUGUGAAAUAACUUGUGUGAACUAGGUUCAUUUUUCUGAGCCAUUUUUACAGUUUAUUACAGUCACUUAAAAGCAGCUUUGAUGAAGCCAUCAGAACUAAGAGUGACUACUUAGCAAAUUCUCAUCUGUGUAAAACUAUUGCUCGUAAACUGGAACUUCACAUGUCUUUUACUAUAAAGGAUUGAUUGCAGGUAACACAACUAAGACUUAUUUUUUUAUUAUUUUUUAUCAUACAUGACUGUGAGAUUUGAUGCAGCUUCUUCUUAUUCAAGACUACAACUUUGCCACCACCAUGAUAAUUUGUUUUCU